UGUCGAGGUUCAGACAAGUUGUCGAAAGGCUACGGUUUCGAGGGCACAGGUGUCUGGCCGCGGUCCAAGGACAGGAGACUCGAACGGGAUUGGAUCGCGUGCAGACAGAUCCUGAACAGCGUGGCGCGAACAAGUGACUAAUCCUGGAGAUUCGGAGUGACAGUUCCUCGACAGCGUGGUCCCGAGAGCAGAGAUCGGUCGUCAUUGGAUAUAGCGUGUUCACUCUCCGAUACGGUAUCUCUGUUCGGUUCUCCAACGAGCGCCCGCUUCGAUCAGUGUCUCCCUCGGACUGGUGAUUACUCGGUUUGGUGAACGCUUCUCGGAACGGAGGAACAGUGCUGUGACAGCGUUUGUGGCGUUUUGUGAGCGAAACACCGGUGGGCGCGAACGCGCUGAGAUGACGGUGACCACUAACUUUUCGAUGAUGCGACCCUGCUUCACUGGAUACCCCUUUCAAGAUUUGGGAUCGAUUCCAGGUCAGGGACGCGUCAAUCAGCUCGGUGGCGUUUUUAUAAACGGUCGCCCGCUACCGAAUCACAUACGUCUGAAAAUCGUCGAGAUGGCUGCUGCGGGCGUCAGGCCCUGCGUUAUUUCAAGGCAAUUGAGGGUGUCGCACGGUUGCGUAUCGAAGAUUCUAAAUCGAUACCAGGAAACAGGAAGUAUCAGACCAGGGGUGAUCGGCGGCAGCAAGCCGAGAGUAGCCACACCGGAAGUCGAGGCCAGGAUCGAGGAAUACAAGCGCGACAAUCCGGGUAUUUUCUCCUGGGAAAUUCGUGACAGGCUUAUCAAGGAAGGAAUUUGCGACAGGACCAGCGCUCCGAGCGUCUCUGCGAUUUCCAGGCUUCUCAGAGGACGAGAUCCAGAGGACGAGACGAAGCUUGGCGAUGGCAAGACCAGUUCCGGUUCCGACUGCGAGAGCGAGCCAGGAAUUCCUCUGAAGAGGAAGCAACGCAGAAGCAGAACGACCUUCACUGCCCACCAACUGGACGAGCUAGAGAGGGCUUUCGAGAGGACCCAGUACCCAGACAUCUACACCAGAGAGGAACUGGCGCAGAGGACCAAGUUAACGGAAGCCAGGAUUCAAGUUUGGUUCAGUAACAGAAGAGCAAGACUGAGGAAGCAGCUGUCUUCCACCACUUCUGGUGGUUACGUUAGCUCGGUGGCCUAUCCCACGGCUUCUUACGUUCUUCAUCCUCCAGGAGCACCUCAUCCUCAUGCUGCCGCUACGGUUCCUCCGAGUCAUCCGCAUCCCCAUUCUCACGGACAGUCCCUACCAGACACCACGUUCUCGUCCAGUCAAGUUCCAGAGCUGUACGCUUCGCAUCAUAGUACGAUGUCUCAUCAGCUGACGCCAGAUUCGGCCCGGCUACCCUCUUCCGUCGGUUCUACACCGAGUUAUGGUCUGCCACCGUCGGUUACCUACCCAAGCUCGCUUUUACCACCUACAUCGUCGACUAGUAUGAGCCACAUGACCCACCAGGGAUCCCCCGUGACUCCUGCGUCUGGGUCAAGCUACCAGCAGCCGAGCAGCCACCAACUUCCACCGACUCCCAACUCGUUGGUGACUAUGAUGGGUCCGAAUUCAGGCAAUUCGAACCAGUCGUCCGACCAAUUGACCUCGUCGGAUCUACCGAUAAGCUCGGUGUCGCCGGUGCAGCAGCAACAACAGCAACAACAGAGUAGCCAAGGGAGCACAUCGCCCUCGUGGAAUCUUCCAAUUACCAGCGGUGGAAGAGUCGGACUUCCUAGUCCACCUACCAGCUUGCAACAACCUCACGCGCACCCCACUCACCCCCAUCAAGCUUUUGCGAGCCACUAUGGCGCUCAGGGUUUCCAACAACCCCCUAGACCAGCACCCCAUCAACCGUUUUACAGUUGGUACUGAGGCGAUGUGUAUGUUUGGGGUAGAUCGAAGGCUAUCGAAGCUGAGUGAUAAUAAGUUCAUAGUGGCUUAGACAUGAUUUAAAAAUGUUCAAAUGCAACUGCCAACUGGUUUGGCUUGUGCAUGUUGAAGCCAUGCCAUUUUUUUAAGCGUUCAAAGUCGCGUGCUCGGACCUUCAAUUGGUAGAACGUAGUUGAAAUGAAUUAAGCUGUUAAAUUGUUUAAUUGUUUCUCUCUUUGAAACUUUGUAUAUUGUAUCUAUAAUCGAGGCGUUUUGGAUGGAGUUCAGCAGAGUAGAUGAAAUUAAUUUUUAAGUUGAGGUAUCUUUAAGGGAUGAAGUCUUUGCUGCAAGGAGUAAGGGAGGAUAGGGAGCAUAACGCAUGUAACGCGAUAAAAGGAACCAAGUUGUAAGAAGAAUAUAAGUGUACAAGGGGAGAAUGGUACAAGUCGUUUAUUAUAUAGAUCGCAGAGCGUUUAGAUAAAAGAAAAUAAUCGCGAGUAAUAUUGGCAACAUCAGGAAAUGAUGUGAAAUUCGUAAAGAGACAAUUUAAGCAAUUGGACUGAACUAAAUCUACUGUAAACUCUUUUCGCACGUAAUUAUUCGAUUGAUUAUUCUAAAUACGAAAUAUCGAUUUGUUGCCAUAGAAUGUUACCGAAGAUGUGGCUGUACGUGACCAUAAUUAUGGCAAAUAUCAAUCACAAGUAUCGUGGUGCAUUGAUGUAAUUAUGAUCACUUAAUCGAUUAAUAAUUUAUUCUACCAAUUGAGGGUUAAAGAGCUCAGAUAUGUAAACAAAGAUACUUAGCAAUUCUCGAUUACUGUAUGCAGGGUGACGUAUGUAUACAUGUAUUGUCUGCAUGCAAGAUUGAAAUGUCCUUAUCCAGAUCGUCUUUUGUUGUAGAUAAAUAGACAGUGUGUAGAUGUAGCUAUUUAUUUAAACAUUUUGUGAGAGACAUCGACGACAACAGAGAAUUAAAAAUGGAAUUGCGUGCAUGUUGCAUCGAACAAAUGAUUGCAGAACUGAAAAAUGCAAAUUUGUUGUAAAUUGCAAUGCAAACGUACGUUUUAGCACAGUUAUUUAUUUUAAUCAUUUAUGAGAGAAAUUAAGAUUACCAGAAUUGGGAAACAUGGUAAAUUCAAUCGAAAUCAUAAUCGUAUUUUCAUUAGGAUAAAAUGGAAAUACAUUCAUUAAUUACAAAUUGAUUAACGUUCUUUAGUAACCACAUGUUUCAAUUUUUCAUAUAGGAUCAUUUGCAGUAGGAUUAAGAUUGGAACAUUGAAAAUAUUUUAUGCGAAAUUUAAAUUACACGUUAACAGAAUUUAAACAGUCUCUUUACAACUGCAAAGAAAGGAGCGAACCAUAAUGGACAUACAAGCAGUUACGCUUGACUUAGGAAAAUGAAACAAGCCAAGCCAAUAAAUCCAUUAAGUAUUUAAGUUUUAAAUUUAGGUCGAUAAUGUAACAUCGUCGUUGUAUAAAAGUUAGAAUAAUGAAUCUUUUUAAAAUCUUCCUAGCCUCGGGGACGAACGAGUCCAGUGAUUGUAUCUAUGUUUGCGCAAUCUGAAAAUGUAAAUAUUAAAGUUAAGAUUGGCGCACGCUGUCAACACUUGGAGACAGUUUGCAGGCGACUGUCGUAAAAAAUAACGCGAGAGUUUCUUACUUGUAACAAUUGUACAUUCUCUUACUUUGUAUAGCUUAAAUUAAUACCGUAGUUAGUUAAUUA
Hylaeus volcanicus is the source of this 3604-nucleotide messenger RNA. Its product is annotated as protein gooseberry-like. Lineage: Eukaryota; Metazoa; Arthropoda; Insecta; Hymenoptera; Colletidae. Gene Ontology annotation, biological process: anatomical structure development; regulation of transcription by RNA polymerase II. The record is from RefSeq and is a predicted model, not a curated record. Bases 398 to 1885 code for a protein of 495 amino acids. The transcript has 5 exons. Gene Ontology annotation, molecular function: DNA-binding transcription factor activity, RNA polymerase II-specific; RNA polymerase II cis-regulatory region sequence-specific DNA binding.